Eimeria tenella is the source of this 693-nucleotide messenger RNA. Its product is annotated as ferredoxin, putative. The transcript is spliced from 4 exons. Gene Ontology annotation, molecular function: electron transfer activity; 2 iron, 2 sulfur cluster binding. NCBI's taxonomy places the organism in Eukaryota, Apicomplexa, Conoidasida, Eucoccidiorida, Eimeriidae. The record is from RefSeq and is a predicted model, not a curated record. Bases 1 to 693 code for a protein of 230 amino acids. Gene Ontology annotation, biological process: electron transport chain.
AUGGCAGCACAGCAGCAGCAGCAGCGGCCGCAGCAGCUGCAGUACGCAGCACCAGCAGCGCCGCCUAUGGCUUUUGUAAAAAGCAGCGGAAAUGCAUCUUUUCUGCAGCAGCAGCAGCAGCAGCAGCAGCAGGGGCCCUUCGCCUUCUUCAGCUCCCCACAGCAGCAGCAGCAGCACGUGGUGCUAUCGCAGCCAGUGCAGCAGCAGCUGCUGCUGCAGCAGCUGCAGCAGCAGGAAGCGCCUUCCGCUGCAACCCGUUUGAUGUACCAAGUCCGCUUGAAAACACCUGAAGGAGAAGAGCACACUGUAGAGUGUGCAGAAGAUGAAUACAUUUUGGAUGCAGCAGAAGCAGCAGGAAUUGAUUUGCCCUACUCUUGUAGAGGAGGCUCUUGCAGCACCUGCGCAGGCAAGCUGCUGGAGGGCUCUAUAGACGGGACAGAACAAAGCUACUUAGACGAGCAGCAGCAGCAGCAAGGGUUUGUGCUGCUGUGCACUGCUUACCCCAAAAGCGACUGCACACAGCAGCAGCAGCAGAAGCAGCAGCAGCAGCAGAAGCAGCAGCAGCAGCAGAAGCAGCAGCAGCAGAAGCUGCAGCAACAACAGCAGCAGCAGCAGCAGCAACAGCAGCAGCAGCAGCAGCAGCAGCAUGCGCUGUCGCUCUGGCCGACCUGCCUUUAUAUCGAGGGUUUGUAG